AUGUUACAGCUUUUGGCGCUGUUCGACGACGUUUCCGCGUUGUCACAGCUGGAGACCAGCAAUCUCGAUCCGUCGUACUUCGACUUCGGUCUCUACGACGAGCCUCGAUCGCCGAGAAUCGAGGAUCGUCGCGAGAAAAAGAUCGAGGACCAUCGACAGGCGUACACCAAGAACGAUCACGACGAAAAGAGCCACGUAUUCGCCGUGCCGAAAGUCUACAACUGCAUGUACUGUUGGAAACGAUUCUACAGUCGUACGGCAAGUCACAGGCAUCAGGUUUGCCAUGCUAAACGGCAGCUGAGAUGUCCUUACUGCAAGACAAGAUCCUACAGUAUCAGCGCUCUACGCAGACAUUUCGAAUAUUUCCAUCACUGCUCGCGCAGGAGACAGAUCCUGAUCGAGGCACAGUGA
This is a messenger RNA of Habropoda laboriosa, 411 nucleotides long. RefSeq lists its product as uncharacterized. The transcript has a single exon. The record is from RefSeq and is a predicted model, not a curated record. The coding region runs from base 1 to 411 and encodes 136 amino acids. NCBI's taxonomy places the organism in Eukaryota, Metazoa, Arthropoda, Insecta, Hymenoptera, Apidae.